AAACAAUUACAAAGGGACGCUACCCGGAUUAUUAUAGCCGGACAAGCAAAGGUAGUAAGUGGUAAAAGUACAGCGCAGACAAUUUUAUAAAGAAAUACAAAAACGAAACAAGUGCAAGUAAAAAGUUCCUUAAAUCUAAUAUUUAGAAGAAAAAAGUGCUAUAAACACUUUUUUUGAAAAAAAAACCCUUCUAGAAGUCGAUGGCUAAACAGGCUUUGGUAGCCUUUACCCUAAAAUUAUAUUGAUGAUGUACAUUGAACACACGAAUCUAGAAGAUAAUCUACAUCAAAUAUUAACGAAUCGUGUGCCUACAUCGAGUAGUCCCAGUGCCAGUGAGGCCACGGCAGCAUUACUGGCGCGUGUAAGGGAGGCGCACAAUAGCGCAUCAUCUACACUACAACAAACGUCGUCGUCGACGUCAUCAUCAGCAACAAUAAACGCUCUGCAACACCAAAACAACAGCAGUACUCCCAACAACUAUAAAACUACUGGAAAGGAGUGGAUAAGACGUCCCGAACCCAAACUUUUGCCUUUGGAACAUUUCAAUUCUAAGGAUAUUACACAAGAAUUGCGAAGAGUUCCAGCUGCUAACAAUAGUAAUAAUUCAACUUUAGCUGCUUUUAACAAACAACAAGUGCCAAACGAACAGCAAAAGCAAUUUGGCAAAGACUUGCAAGACGGUGUAGGAGAAGAAGAGGAAGAAGAACAAUACGAAUUACUGCAAGUAAUUGACUCAGAUCAACAAACAGCUCAAGCGGAAACUUCAACUAUACCUUCGAAAGUUGAAGAGAACGUGCAACAGCAACAACAGCAACAAGAAGUAAUAGACGAAAAUUUUGCUUCCACCAGUCAUUUUGUAAUUGAUUUAAAAGACGGCCAUAAAAUUGCCUCCAAAGUCGCUACACCUUAUCAAGAGCUACCACAACAGAUACAGGUGGACGAAGACGAAGAGUUUGAAUACAUUGUUACACGUGUUCCCAAAAGGAAAAACCAACAAACAACUAGUAGACAGGCAAUUGUAAAUAAUCCAUUAUUGAGUCGUAAAAUUCGCAGACCAGUACCAGAAGCAAUUCCCAUUGAUAUCCAAUUAACUCUCAGAACUUGCAACGAUCAUUCAGCCACACUACCACCGCCACCACCUUUGCUAGCACCACACCCUCAACUACGAAGAUCAAUUCCCAAUCUAAGAAAAUAUAGUGUCGACUCGCAAGAAAAUUUCAAUUCAUACAGGCAAUUAAACGGUUAUUCUAGUACCGCCGCUGCAGCAGUCUAUAUCGAAGACGAAGACAACAAUUGUGAUUAUUAUUCGGAUUCGGAAACUGUUGAAGCAGCAUCAAUUGGCCGUCCAUCGUACGCCUAUAAUAACGAUUUCAACAGCAGACAAGAAGCCCAAAUGGGUCUCGACAUAAUAAAUAAAUUGAAACAUUUAUUUAAUUGGAAUCCUUCGACAAAUCACUACAGUACUGUACAUCAGGAGGGUAAGCGAAAGAGAAGAUCGGACGAUUGGUGUGCUGGUGAGUCAAGCGGACCCCAGCAGAUAAAGUAUCGUAAGGUGGAGAAUCGUUUUCCCAAAUAUAUUGCUGCCCGCUCUGAAGAGGACGAUGUAAAUGAGUUUUUACCACCUCUAACACAUCAUAAUCAUCAGCAACAGCAAAAAGUCCACAAAUACGAUAGACAAUAUUUAUUGAGUAAUUCAGCACAAAACUCCAGAACUUUAUUGGAGAUGUCCAAUCGUCGGUCAUCUUCUGCUAUAGACAAACCACCCCUAAGGAAAUCUAUGUUUUCAGCUCCCCAUAUUACCCAGCAAUUAAUCAAGAACACAACCUAUGCCGAUGUUGAAUUUUCCGACGAUGAUGAACCAAUUUUAAUAAAAGGUUACGAUAUUAAACCCUCUACAUUGGCUUCAGCCAAGCGAGUGCCCGAAGUCUUUAACAUUCCGAUUAUACGCACCGAUGAGCGUCGCAAGUCUACGCAACAGAAACCACCACCACCACCUCUGAUUGAACCCAGCACUGGCAGCAUUUUACAAUCAUCUCUUAACGCCGAAGUGGAGACAAGGCGCAAGCCAACUUAUGCCGAAACUUUACGUCAAAGUGCAGGAACUGGUCACGUAUUGGGUGGCCGCAGUAGUAUUUCCUCAUCAGUUGCUUCGACUUCUGAAUCUUCACGCAUAUUGAAUGGUUUAAUCAGUCUACGCACAAAUCAUUAUUCAACACAAAAUCGGUCUUCAAUACUCAACCAGGAAAAGCAAAGAGAGGAUUGUGAAAAAUAUCAACAGUUACUAGAACAAGUGGUACCGGGUCUAUAUAGUUCUAGCGGAGGUGAGAAUAAACUUUCCUCUUCUUCCUCCUUGAAGUCGGCGGCACAACGCCGAAGAUCUGGUCUACUCUUAGGCACAGCAGUAACAUCCUCUGCUCGCAGUUCUCCAGCUGCCAAUAGACGUUCUAUGGGUUUGAGUCAAUCGAUUUUCAAACGCCCUCCCUUAUCGUCCACAAUUAAUUUGGAUGACGAUGAGGAUGAUGAAGUCACCAUAACAGGCAUUUCACAUCUAAAAACUUCACGUCCCUCGAAAGGAAAACAGUCAAUGCCCACUACCGUCAUUGUAGAUGAUGAUGAAAUAUCUGAUAUAUUAGAUUUGGGUAAUGAAGAACGUCAUGUAUUGUCAGCCUGUGCUAAGAUACAGAAAGAGCAAAAUUCGAUUAUUAAUUUGUGCGAAGAAAAAGUUGAGAAACCCAAAAAAGAUGCUUUACCCUAUGUGGAGCCGGUUAAUUCAUUGCAAGAACGUUUCAAUGCUUCGCCCUUUAUCAAGGGCAACUGGAUGGAAAAUUGGCAAUCGAAGUGGUCUCAACUUAAAAAGACUAGAAAUGAUGAAGUUAAGGAAGCGGUUAAAAUUAACGAAAAACUAACAGCUGAACGUCGCGCAGCUGAGGCUGAAAUACAAGAACGUUUACGCAAAUUCCAAAUUGUCGAUCCUGAACUAUUGGUGGUCGAUGAUUUUGAUGAUGCCAUUGAAGAACCUGAAUUUGUAGAAUUCACACAAGAGCACAGGGCACGUAUUAAUGCAGCUAUAUGUGGUCCCUUGGAUCAGGUUUUGGUAUCCAAGUUCAAUUUGAACAUCACCAGACGUGACAUACACACCUUGUGCGGUCACAAUUGGCUUAACGAUGAAGUCAUCAAUUUCUACAUGAAUCUACUAACCGAGCGUGGCGAAAAGAAACACGACUCUCAUGGUCUGCCUACGGUCUAUGCCAUGAAUACAUUUUUCGUGCCACGUUUAUUGCAGGCCGGUCAUGCUGGCGUUAAGCGCUGGACGCGUAAAGUCGAUAUCUUUGCCAAGGACAUUAUGCCAGUGCCCGUACAUGUUGGCGGCGUCCAUUGGUGUAUGGCUAUAAUACACUUGAAGAAUCGUACCAUUAAAUACUACGAUUCCAUGGGUACUCCAAAUCCCAGUGUACUCAAGGCACUGGAACAAUACCUCAAAGAUGAAUCGAUGGAUAAACGCAAACAACCCUUCGAUACUAGUAACUUUGUAAUCGAAUCGGUACAGGGUGUGCCGCGCCAAAUGAACGGCAGCGAUUGUGGUGUGUUCAGUUGCAUGUUUGCCGAGUAUAUAACACGUAAUCGAGAGAUAACAUUCUCUCAACAGAACAUGGAAUAUUUCCGACAAAAAAUGAUUCUGGAAAUCGUUAUGGGUGAAUUGUUGCAGUAGUCAGUCAAGGAAAAGGCAAAAAGUUGUGCGCAAGUUUAAUCAUGGCUUUUAAUUUAAUAAAUUUAU
This is a messenger RNA of Lucilia cuprina (Australian sheep blowfly), 3775 nucleotides long. RefSeq lists its product as uncharacterized. The coding region runs from base 245 to 3709 and encodes 1154 amino acids. Gene Ontology annotation, biological process: protein desumoylation. Gene Ontology annotation, cellular component: nucleus. NCBI's taxonomy places the organism in Eukaryota, Metazoa, Arthropoda, Insecta, Diptera, Calliphoridae. The transcript has 6 exons. Gene Ontology annotation, molecular function: deSUMOylase activity. The record is from RefSeq and is a predicted model, not a curated record.